Molecule: messenger RNA, 1458 nt
Organism: Ipomoea triloba (trilobed morning glory)
Lineage: Eukaryota; Viridiplantae; Streptophyta; Magnoliopsida; Solanales; Convolvulaceae
Product: E3 ubiquitin-protein ligase MARCH8-like
Exons: 8
Coding region: 344-1120 (258 amino acids)
Molecular function (GO): zinc ion binding
Source: RefSeq, a predicted model, not a curated record
UCGUCACUUUCUGGCAGAAGUCCAGGUUUGUCUACUGGCGAUCUUCUCUCUCUAGAGACACCUGCUGCCUUCUUCCUCGUCUCUCCGUAUUGGCGCCUGUUUGCUUCUUUUUCGUCCUCUUAUAAAUCUACCUGAAAUGUCGUCUCGAAGCCCUAGAAAAUAUUGAAUUCAGCCUGAUUUGUAUGCACACAUACACAUACAUGCUUGGAUCGUCUUCCGCGUAAUGUCUCAGUGGUUCAAACGUCGCGAGGUACCUUUGUGUCUAUUGAGAUGUUAAUUAGGCACUAUAGCUCUUGUGAAUUCUACAGUGUAAUCUGGAGCCAAGUCGCCAACACUUUCCACAAUGCAAAUAGUGUCAAAUGAUAGUCAGGCAGACGAUAGUUCAGAAAGAGAGCCCAUCUUAACUCAUUCUAAUGCUGUAGAGGAAUCUGAUGAAUCUUCUCCUGCAAUUGAAAUUACAGUGAGUGGGGAUUGUUCCACCAAUUCUGAUGAUUCAUCAAGUUUUGAGGCUGAUGGAAGUCAAUUGCUGUUAAACAUAGAGCAGCCACAAUGCCGUAUAUGCCUUGAUACUGAAGGAGAUGAUUUGAUUGCACCAUGCCACUGUAAGGGAACCCAAAAAUAUGUCCACAGGUCAUGUCUCGAUAAUUGGAGGUCUACAAAGGAGGGUUUUGCUUUUGCUCACUGCACAGAAUGCAAAGCGAAGUUUAUAUUGCGGGCAAAUGUACCACCUGGUCGAUGGUGGUUAAGAUUAAAAUUUCAGUUCCUUGUUGCAAGAGAUCAUGCUUUCAUUUUUCUUGUUGUCCAGCUGAUUGUAGCAAUUUUAGCAGUCCUUGUGUACAAAUUUUAUGGAGAUGAGUUGCGGGAAAUGUUUGGUUAUGAAGAACAUCCGUACGGGUUUUAUAUAAUGGCAGUUUUGUCAAUUGUGGUGGUGGGAUUGCUUUAUGGUUUCUUCAUAGCAAUAAUUUGUGGACAAAGGAUCAAUGAACGCCACUACCAUGUUCUUGCGAAACCUGAACUCACAAAGGAGUUUGUGGUAGAAGAUCGGGAAUCAUUAAAUAAGAAUGUUCCGGAACUUGACCCUAGUCAUGUGUCAGAGCUAAGGAUGUUGGGCCUGUAUUAAGGAUUGGCCUCCCAUGACUAUGAAUGUAAAUUCUACUCUCAACAAAGAACUUGUGAACUAUAUAUUAUAUUCCUCCUCAAAGUUGGGUUUCCAUGGUCCCUAAAUUAGAAAUAUACAUGUUCUAUGUUCUUGCCCUGCCAGGAGCUUCUUCUGCAAAUAGGAGGAACUACAUUUGACCCUGAAGUUAAGGUUUAAUGCUGGUCAUUUGUAAAUCGUCUGUGUGAGUGCAUUGCUGACUGUCAUAGGCAUAGGAGGUUUGUUGGCAAAACAAUUGAUUUAUGGAUCUUUUCUAUUAACUAAUUUAAAAACAUAGAAUUCAUCUAUACUUGUCCAUUCUA